Messenger RNA from Phalaenopsis equestris, 510 nucleotides. RefSeq names its product tricin synthase 1-like. Gene Ontology annotation, molecular function: S-adenosylmethionine-dependent methyltransferase activity; O-methyltransferase activity. The record is from RefSeq and is a predicted model, not a curated record. Lineage: Eukaryota; Viridiplantae; Streptophyta; Magnoliopsida; Asparagales; Orchidaceae.
AGUUGAGCAAAGGGCCUUGAAUUUUCCAAUUUGAUAGAAGGGUCAUUGCUGGUUUGCUAGUUUAGAUUUGCUAGUUUACUUCUGUUAAGAUAGUCUAGUCUCAGAAAUCUCCAGUUAUGCCGCAUCGCCUCCUUCCAUCCAUCCAUCCCAGGCGAUAGUUUUUCCAUCCAUCCCAUGGCAAUAGUUUUCCUGGCAUGCUCUCCCCUAACCCCAUUUUCACUAAAACCCUUAACCCAACUUUUCCCCCUCCGCUUCCCAUCGGAGAAGAUUUCUCGGUCUUCUCUUUCUCCUUUCACCCCACCACUUACAAGGGCUUCUUGUUACACUGACGCCGUGAAGCCGGUGGUUGCAGCGCCCCUUGUGAAAUUAGAUUCUGAGAAGUACGGAAAGAAGCAGGUCAUCAGCCUCUCCCCACAGCUAUACGAGUAUGUCCUCGCCAAUGUCCGUGAGCCGCAGGUUCUUCGGGAGCUCCGUCAGGAAACGGCGGGCAUGCGUGGAAGUCAGAUGCAG